Sphaeroforma arctica JP610 is the source of this 1173-nucleotide messenger RNA. RefSeq lists its product as hypothetical. NCBI's taxonomy places the organism in Eukaryota, Ichthyosporea, Ichthyophonida. The record is from RefSeq and is a predicted model, not a curated record. The coding region runs from base 263 to 661 and encodes 132 amino acids. The transcript is spliced from 3 exons.
CAGACGCACAGCUUAAAAAUAACUAACCAAGUGAGUAUAGCUCGCACGAUAUAGCGCCGUCUUUAUACACCAAGAUACGCUCCAGAACACUAUUUCUAAUAAAAUGUCGGCCUCUGCUGCAUCUCGGUUGGGUUCCAUCACGGUGCUCAACCUAAGCAAACAGCCCAUUGAGGCUGCCUCCCUAUUCAGAGACAAGCCUGUGGUGCUGUCUUUGGUCAGAAGAUUCGGAUGAGUCUACUGUCACCAUCAGUCCAAACUACUGAUGGACAUCAAGCCCGAAAUUGAGAAAGCAGGAGCUCAAUUAGUGGCUAUUGGAACCGGAAACCAAAUGUUUGCGAAAGGUUUCGUCGAGGGUGUCCCAUUCACUGGGGACGUGUACCGGGACCCACCAGCCGCGACGUUUAAGGCCAUGAACCUGACUAGGCUCGGCUAUUGGGAGGUGAUGAAGCGGUUCUUCUUCAACCUAUCCUCUCUGAGCUGGAGUCAGGAGAACAAGGAGAAGUAUCCUACGAGCAACAUGGAGGGCGAUGGCUUGCAAACGGGGGCUGUCUACGUUAUCGCCACUGACGGUACAAUCAAGUACCAGUUCAUUGAGAACGACAACGAAGUGGAUGUCUUCGCAGAUACUGAGGCGAUUAAGAAAGCUCUGCUCGAUCUUUAAGUUGACCUUUGGAUGAGAUGACUGGGGUGAUCGUGUAGUCAUUCCAGUUUGCAUGACUAUAGCUGAGUUGCUCUCCAAAGUGGUAGUAGCCGUUAUAGUAUCUGCAGGAUAAAUAUGCUUUUAUAGGCAUUGCUGACUAUCUAUAGCAUCGCGCACGAACACCUGUCGCACAAUGAAAUCAGAUUGAUUUCAGUGUACACAUCCAUAGAGCCGACUGGUCCCAGAUUGGACGCCGUAAUAACAAGUUGCGGUCCUUUGGUCACUUUUCCUACCUACUUUGCAAUGUUCCUAUAACCUGAUGAAGAACACAUUCUUAAACUCAAUCUCUGAGUAGAUAGUGUAUCUGACUCGCCCAGCGACUUCCUCUUGCUUGGGCAGCAACCGGCUGUUACUUGGGAGUGCUAACCUGCUCACCCAGCUAUACCGAACUAUUUAUGGACAUUAAUAAAAGGUACUUCAAGUGUUGUAAAUAUUGGCGAGAUCGAUGUUUUUUUUUCUUCCUAUAAAAUCGG